UAGCCGGUUUCCAAUUUUAUCAUUCAAUUUGAGUUCCUCACCGGAGCAGCGUCAAAGUCAACGGCCGUCUGAUUCUUUUUUAUCUCCUCACCCAAAAGUACAAAAAGAGCGAUUCACCGUCACCGUUAUCAAUCCCGAAUCACUAGCCGAGACGAUGGUGAGACCAUCAAUCGCCACGUGUGAUCCAAGCGCACGACCUUGUUUAGCGACGCGUGGCUCGCUACCUCGUAGCCGUACUUGUGCGUCGCUUCUAUUCCUCUGCCUCCUCCUAGGUUUAACGGUCUUUUGUACCGACGCAAAUCCUUCUGACUCGAAGCUUCUCUGCUACAGUAACAUCACUCUAACUGAACUACCAGAUAAGACUAUGGAAGCUAAGUGUCUCCAGAGCAUGUUUGAGUUGAUUGAUUCUGGAUUCUUCAAUGAAACUAAAAUACAGGAGAUUGCAAAGGGAGCUACUGAAAUGAAUAUUCCUAUAUAUCGAGCCAACCGGAAACUAGUCGCUACUAAGAAUGGUGGGUUGGAAAAUCCAUCCCCGCUGGUGUUUAAUCCGUCUUGGAACAGAGAAGUUCGACGAGUACAAGGCAAGAGAUUCAAAUACCCUUCAGCAUCCGGAGUAAAACUCCCUAGAGAUGAAGAAGAUAUCGCAUUCAUGAGCGUUCUUGAACUCGGAGAACUUAUAAAGACGAGACAAGUUACUUCAGAGGAACUCGUUCGGAUUUAUCUCAAGCAGUUAAAACGGUACAAUCAUGUUCUUGAAGCGGUAGUUACUUAUACAGCAGAGUUGGCAUACAAACAAGCGAAAGAAGCUGAUGAUUUACUCUCGCAAGGAACUUAUCUCGGACCUCUUCACGGGAUUCCAUAUGGUUUAAAGGAUACAAUUGCGGUUCCCCGAUACAGAACAACAUGGGGUUCAACUUCUUUUAAAGACCAAGUUCUUGAUAUUGAAGCAUGGGUUUACAAAAGAUUAAAAGCUUCAGGUGCAGUUUUAGUAGCAAAGCUCGUUGCGGGUUCUAUGGCUUAUGAUGAUAUCUGGUUCGGGGGACGGACUAGGAACCCGUGGAAUAUCGAGGAAUUCUCUACCGGGUCAUCAGCUGGACCCGCUGCAUCAACAUCGGCUGGUAUGGUUCCUUUUGCUAUAGGCUCGGAGACAGCAGGCUCAAUAACAUACCCUGCAGCGCGGUGUGGCGUGACAGCAUUGCGUCCGACAUUUGGGAGCGUUGGUAGAACCGGAGUGAUGAGCAUAUCCGAGAGCCUGGAUAAGCUUGGACCAUUCUGUAGAACAGCAGCGGAUUGCGCUGUAAUCCUUGACGCUAUCAAAGGGAAAGAUCCCGAUGAUCUCUCAUCUAGAGAGAUAGCGUUUGAAGAUCCCUUCUCCGUGGAUAUCACAAAACUAACAGUUGGAUAUACAAAAGAUGCUGACAUGAAGGUGGUGGAAGUUCUUAGGUUGAAAGGUGUCAAUAUGGUUCCUUUUGAGCUAAAUUAUACAGUGGAAUCGGUUCAAGGGAUAUUGAAUUUCACAAUGGAUGUAGAAAUGUUAGCUCAUUUUGAUGAAUGGCAAAGAGCCGGUCAAGACGAUCUCUUUGAAGCUCAUGAUCAAUGGCCGGUUGAGUUACGCCGUGCUCGUGUAGUUACAGCAGUAGAUUACAUUCAGGCCCAGAGAGCUCGUGGUAAGUUGAUUCGAGAAGUGGAGAAGAGCUUUACGGUCGAUGCGUUUAUUGGAAAUGUGACCGAUUGGGAGAAAGUCUGUAUGGGAAACCUAGUCGGUUUACCAGUUCUAGUGAUUCCGACAGGUUUCAAGAACAUAUCGGAUCCACCAACCAACAGUUGCCGGAGAAGGACAACGAUCAAUGCCGGAAUUUAUGCCCCUCCAGAACAUGAUCACAUUGCUUUGGCAUUGGGUAUGGCGUACCAAUCGGUUACCGAUGCACAUAGAAAGCGACCGCCUAUUGAUGAUCUUGGACCUGAUGACUCGAUACCGAAUCCGCCUCGGGCUUUAAUCCCUCCCCGUAGGUUACACAUUUGAGUUUUUUCCAAUCGUUUUUGUUACAUUAGGAAAUAGUCAAACCAAUGUUGUGUGUUUUGUUUAGAAAGAAGUUAUGUUAUAGUAACAUAUUGUUCUGUCUCAAUGAGUUAUCAAGUCAUUGUUAUGAAAUGAACAUAUGGUUGGGACCAUUUUUGGCGAUCAUGCUUCGCGGUGGCUAUAAAUUAAUACAUUGGGAUUUUGUCUAA
Molecule: messenger RNA, 2229 nt
Organism: Arabidopsis lyrata subsp. lyrata
Lineage: Eukaryota; Viridiplantae; Streptophyta; Magnoliopsida; Brassicales; Brassicaceae
Product: glutamyl-tRNA(Gln) amidotransferase subunit A
Exons: 12
Coding region: 155-2023 (622 amino acids)
Molecular function (GO): catalytic activity
Source: RefSeq, a predicted model, not a curated record